Molecule: messenger RNA, 1374 nt
Organism: Ruditapes philippinarum (Manila clam)
Lineage: Eukaryota; Metazoa; Mollusca; Bivalvia; Venerida; Veneridae
Product: 17-beta-hydroxysteroid dehydrogenase type 6-like
Exons: 4
Coding region: 77-928 (283 amino acids)
Source: RefSeq, a predicted model, not a curated record
UUAAGGUUAACUACAACUACUUCUUUUUACUACACAAGGUUAAGAUCUGUGCGUACAUAAACCAGCAUAUACAAAUAUGGAAAUAGUGUUAGUUAUUUCGUUUAUAAUACUCAUAUCUUUCGGUAUAGAGUGGCUACUUCGAAAACUAAGAGUCAAUAAGUUUGAGCAGCGAUAUGUCUUGGUGACCGGGUGUGAUACCGGGUUCGGGAAUAUGCUGGCUAAAAGACUUGAUGUGAUGCGGUUUCGUGCAUUCGCUGGAUGCUAUACGAAUAAUGCUGUAACAGAACUGACAGAAGAAUGUUCCGAAAACUUGACAGCGAUCCAAGUUGAUGUCUCAAGUCCGACAAGUAUUGACAAAAUGGUUGAAACGAUCAAAAACAAAUUACCUACAGAUAAAGGUCUUUGGGCCGUUGUGAACAAUGCCGGGGUUACUGGGACUGCGGGACAAUGCACUUGGCAGACUAAAGAAGAUUUUGAAAAUGUUUUGUCUGUCAAUUUCUAUGGCGUUGCUUUGGUAACGAACGCAUUAACACCGCUUAUAAUUAAAGAAAAAGGACGGAUUAUAAAUACCUCCAGUAUGAUGGGGCGUAUUGCAUUUGGUCAAGUAACUUAUGUUGUGUCGAAAUAUUGUGUUGAAGCAUAUUCGGACGUCCUCAGGAGGGAAUUAUAUAGAACUGGGGUGAAAGUAUGUAUAGUUGAACCAGGCGCCUUCAAAACAGGAAUAAUCGACCCAAAGGGUCAGCAGAAAAGACUUGAAGACAAGGUGAAAAACUUGCCUGAAGAAAUCAAAAAGACACUCCGGGAUGAUUACAUUAACCAAUGUAUGACCAAUUUCAUCAAAGCUACAUCCAAAGCCUCGGUUAAUGUGAAUGAGGUGGUGGAAGCCUAUGAGCACGCACUUACUGCCAAGUAUCCUAAGAAAAGGUAGGAAAGGUUUUUAUUACAUGCUUUUCGGUGGUUUAUAGAAAUAUAUCAGUGAUAUAAAACUGGUAAUUUCACUGUUUGAAACAGUGAAAUUACCACUUUGAUAAUUUCACUGUUUUGAAUUUAAGCCCCUUACGUUGUUUCAGUGAAAUACCAGCGUGCACAGUACUGGGUACCAACUUAAUGACGUGACGUCGUAAAUGACGUCACGUUGUAUUAUUAUUUGGCGCGCUUUUCAUUCAGUAUUAGGCUUAAUGUCUUUUUAAAACGUUUCUUUGCAUGUAAUAAAAAGAAAAUUUGUUUAGUUUAGUGUAAGAUCGAAAUAUAGUUCACCUUGUGAACACCAAAAGUUCAUAUUUCACUCGUGGCUGCGCCACUCGUGAAAUAUACCUUUUGGUGCUCACUCGGUGAAAUAUAUUCCGAUCUUACACUGAACUAAACAAAUAUCCU